This is a messenger RNA of Ipomoea triloba (trilobed morning glory), 883 nucleotides long. Its product is annotated as ethylene-response factor C3-like. The coding region runs from base 130 to 723 and encodes 197 amino acids. NCBI's taxonomy places the organism in Eukaryota, Viridiplantae, Streptophyta, Magnoliopsida, Solanales, Convolvulaceae. The transcript has a single exon. Gene Ontology annotation, molecular function: DNA binding; DNA-binding transcription factor activity. Gene Ontology annotation, biological process: ethylene-activated signaling pathway; regulation of DNA-templated transcription. The record is from RefSeq and is a predicted model, not a curated record.
UCCUAAAUAUUUCCCUUCUUCAGUUCCUCUUCUAGCUAGAUAUUUCUAACUAUACUAUUGUUAGUCCACACUUCAAUCCUUAUUUGUCUAUAUAUAUAAAUCAACGGAGAGGCAAAUUCUUGGUUGAGAAUGGGUGGUGGUGGUGAGAUAAUCAAACAAGAAUCGGAUAUGAUUUUCUCCGGCGGGGAAGUAAAAUCUUUGGAGGUGGAAAACAAUGGCGACCCAAGAGAGAAUAAUAAUAAUAAUAACAAUAAAUCUCCCAAGGAGAAGCACUAUGUUGGGGUUAGAAAGCGGCCGUGGGGGAAAUACGCGGCGGAGAUUCGGGAUUCGACGAGGAAUGGGAUGAGGGUUUGGUUGGGGACUUUCAACAGCGCGGAGGAGGCGGCGUUGGCUUACGACCAAGCGGCGGUGCUGAUGCGGGGCCCAUCGUCGUGCCUCAAUUUUCCGGUGGAUAGAGUGAACGAGUCGUUGCAGGAAAUGGGGUGUUGUUAUGGUUGCAAGGACGGGUGGUCGCCGGCGGAGGCGUUGAAGGAGAAGCACAAGAAGAGGAGUAGUAGAGGGAAAAGGAAACAGGCCGAGAAUAACGGCGGCGGCGGCGGCGGCGUAGGGUUUGAGAAGGCGGCGCGAGACUGCGACGGCGACGAUUUGCCGCCGCUGGUGUUUGAAGAUUUAGGCGCUGAUCUAUUAGAUCAGCUCUUGUCUGAGAGUUAUACUUCUCAGUAAGCAAAUCUAAGCUCUAAUAUUCUUCUUCUUCUUCUUCGGAUGUGUUUUUCUGAUCUUCACAUGAUGUUUUUUCCAGACCAAUAAUGUGGUCCUUUGCAUAUAACUCCAUCAAUAAAUCUUUCAAUUAAUGUCCAUUAUGCUUACAUUAUUUCCCAGGCCA